Botrytis porri is the source of this 2925-nucleotide messenger RNA. RefSeq lists its product as uncharacterized. NCBI's taxonomy places the organism in Eukaryota, Fungi, Ascomycota, Leotiomycetes, Helotiales, Sclerotiniaceae. The record is from RefSeq and is a predicted model, not a curated record. Bases 960 to 2474 code for a protein of 504 amino acids. Gene Ontology annotation, biological process: transmembrane transport. Gene Ontology annotation, molecular function: transmembrane transporter activity. The transcript has 5 exons.
AGAAGGAGAAGAAGGAGAAGAAGGAGAAGAAGAAGAAGAAGAAGAAAACGAAAACGAAAAAGAAAAGAGAGAAAAGCCCUAGAUGUGUUGAUAUAAUAAUAUCUGCUUGGGUAUGUCCAUCAUCACAUCGUUCCUCCAUUCAAGUUAAAAAGAAAGACAUAUUACGGGUUUAGUAUCCUUCUCCUACCCUUCUUCUUCUCCUUCGUCUACUUCUUCUUCCUCUUUGAACGAUUGCCGUCACUAUUUCUUACCUACAAUAUAUCCCAUAUCGAACAAUUGAUUUUACUCGGUCAUUCUACUUCUCACGCUGUAUUCCUGUAUCAAAAACCGUUGGUUCAAUUCAUAAGGUUAUUGAGUCAAUCUAUCUAUCAAUCCACUUUUUCAAUUAUCUCAUCUCAUCCAUCGAUCGAGAACAUUUUAAUCUUUACAUACAUACGGAGUACAGAUACACAUACAGAGUACAUGCUCCGUACAUAUCUAAACUAUAAACUAAUCCCAAUUGAUUACUCAAUCCCUUGUUUCUUCUACCCUUGUCCUGCCUGCCCUGUCAAACUAUUGUAACAUACAUUCAUCAUACUUACCGUUGUUCAUACACAUCCCCGUGCCUCAUUAGUCUCACUUCACCAUUCUCUCGGGUCCUCUUUUCGGAUCGGAUCGUUUAGAAAGAGUAGGAGAUAUAAUACUUGGAACGAUUCCUUUAUACAAUAUCUUCAGAAAAUACACAAACAUAUCUUCUUCUUUAUAUACUCACAUACACCUGUACAAGCAAGGCAGCUAAUGUCCUUCCUUUUCACAGUACAACAGUGUCAACAUGAGCAUGUAGUUCGGAAUUGGUCCUCGAAAUCUUUCAAAACUUUCACACCACUCAAAACUACCUACACCCUUCUAGCCAACCAACAAUCUUUUCGUGAUCAAGGAUAAACGUCGGCAGUUCUUGUCUUCGCAUCAAAAAUUCAAACAUGUCAUCAAGUCAACCAAAUAUUGACCAAUUUGACUCUCAUCAAAAAUCUGCCCUGUGUUUGGAGGAAUCUAAUUCGACAUCUCCAACCCCAGGAAUCCAGCUUGAUCAACAUGGAUUACCACUAGUACCCCAGCCCAGUCGCUUUAAAGACGAUCCAUUGAAUUGGCCAACAUGGCUCAAAUGGGCUGUCCUGAUUCAAGUUGGCUACAUGGCAUUCCUAGGACCUUACAAUGCCGCACUCGUUAAUCCAAGUCUGGUUCUCCUGAGUGAUGCGCUUGAUGUUAGUCCAAAAGUGGCUUCGUACAGCACAACUACGGCAAUUAUCAUGGGUGGUGUUUCACCAUUCAUUUAUGCGCCUUUGGCGAAUAUCUAUGGUCGUAGACCUAUCACCUUAUUUGCAAUAGUUUUGACUAUUGUUGGAGGAGUAACAUCGGCUCGUUCAAACACUUUUUCACAACUUGUGGGUACACGUGCUCUUUGUGGCUUUGGGUUCGGUGGAAUGAUGUCGGUGGGUACUGCUUGUGUAAAUGAUAUGUUUUUUCUUCAUCAGAGAGGUGAAGCUACUGGCGUAUACUCCCUCUUUGUUACAAACGGUGCUCAUGUGGCUGCGAUCAUUGGCGGUUUCCUUGGGUCAUCCCUAGGCUGGCAAUGGGACUACUGGAUUGGAGCUAUCAGCACCUGCGUUUCUCUCUUUCUCGCCAUAUUUCUUUUCCCCGAAACUCUGUUCUCUCGCGACCCAUCUUACCUCUCCACACGUACCAAAACCCGCACGUACUAUGAACUUCUUUUUGACUUUCGCGGGAAUUGUCUCCCUAAUCGCUCACUCCAAUUUUCCCACUUCUUAGAAUCUUUUUACAUGCUUCGCUACCCUUCCAUUCUCUUUCCAUUCUGGUACUACACGUGGGGAUGGACUUUCAUCAAUGUCAUGCCUGCCAUCUCUAUCGCCGCCAUCUACACCGAAUUCUAUGACCUGGAGUCUGGUCCAAUCGGUGCCUGUCUGGGAGUCUCACUCAUGAUUGGUAGUUUAUUGGGAGAAUUUAGCGCCGGAAAAGCAAGUGAUUGUGUCAUGUACCGUAUGGCGAAGAAAAACGGAGACGUAAGGAAACCGGAAUAUAGACUUUAUCUCUGUUGUUUAUCGGCGGUAUUCAUGCCCAUGGGAUUGAUUGUCUUUGGAGCUACAGUGGGGAAGACUCAUUUCAUUAUUCCGCUUAUUGGACUGGCACUUGGUGUCUUCGGUCUUCAAAUCGCUUCCACAACCCUCUAUGCCUACGUCUCCGACUGCUACAAGCCCCAAACUCCCGAAACAGGGGUUCUCUUCAAUCUCUCCCGCGGCCUCUCAUUCGUAGUCGGAUAUUUCGCGUUGCCAUUUGCAGAUAAAGUAGGAUUUACAUGGGCUUGGUUUACAUUCGCAGUUGUGUUGUUUGUGUUUUUUGGACCAGUCGGGGCAUUGAUUUGGAAGGGAGAGCAGUGGAGGAUACAAGGGGGAAAACCAGAGUUUCAUGGGUGGCUGUAGGGGGUUAUGAGGAAGGGGAGGAAAGUUAUAAGGGUUUGAGUUCAUGGAAUAUGGAUGGUUUGUGAGGCUGGGCUUGAAAUCCGGCGAGAUGAUACCUACGUGAGGUGGAGUUGAGAAUGGGGUUAUGCUAUGUUAUGAUAUUGUAUGAUACAGUACGUCACGAGAUGGAGAGGAUCGCUUUUUGCUAAUAUUAAACUAUGUUGUUAAUAAUGUAAUGUAAUAUACCAUUUAAUAGAAUUAUUCAAAUGCUAGGAGAUAGGAAUGAUAUUCUUCUCCUUUGAUACCAUAACCGGAUAAGCUACCAGAACAACCUACCUCUCCUCGUCCAUGAAAAUCAACAAAGAUUUAUUGAUACCCAUUCUAUCUUACCCAUACUAUCCUCUUGUAUCCUACCACCCCAAAAAUUAAUCUCAUCGCCCAACCCACGGAUCGGGCUUCGCCUCCCCCGCAA